This is a messenger RNA of Fusarium keratoplasticum, 1131 nucleotides long. Its product is annotated as Peptidase M12A domain-containing protein. Gene Ontology annotation, biological process: proteolysis. Lineage: Eukaryota; Fungi; Ascomycota; Sordariomycetes; Hypocreales; Nectriaceae. The record is from RefSeq and is a predicted model, not a curated record. The transcript has a single exon. Gene Ontology annotation, molecular function: metalloendopeptidase activity. Bases 1 to 1131 code for a protein of 376 amino acids.
AUGUCUUCAGAUUACACUGAUCAGUACCCCUCCGGUCAUGGCUAUCAGCAGCCAGAUCCAGGCUCGUCCUGGACUGGUGGUAACGCUGAAUAUGACGGGGGACCUAACGACAACGAUGAUGUCGGCCCAGACACUGCUACCGGGGGAUGGGCAAACGCGGCUGGCUUGAAUCAUCGCUUAUGGCCCGAGGACAGGUCCUUCCUCUAUGUAUGCUUCCUGAACGGUCAUUCAUCCGACAAGGACAAGGUCAAGUCCCUCAUCGAGGAGCACUACAACACCCUUCGUAUGCGGAUCAGAUUCGUCUUCCUCGAGGAUGACGACCCCAGAGCCUCCGACAUCCGCGUUUCAUUCAUCUCUCACGGUGUCUCGAGCUCGUGUAUUGGCACUGACGCUGAGCUACACCCAUAUGAAUCGACCAUGACGUUGAACAUGCAUCACAACGACCAGCGAAGCGCGGAGGAUCGGCGAAAGCGCAGGCAAUCUGAUGUCUUGCAUGAAUUUGGCCACGCUCUAGGCAUGGAGCAUGAGCAUGCUCAUCCCGACUGUCCGAUCAAGUGGAACUAUAGAAUAGUUCAGGGCAGGAGGGGAUGGGAUGCUCAAAAAGUCACACACAACUAUCGCAAGCUGGAUAAGGCUUCCACGACAAUACGCAAUGCUUACGAUCCCAAGUCCAUCAUGCAUUACCCAGUGGAACGAGGAGACGCCCAAGGCGGGAUAGUGGUCCCUAUGAAUGCUGAGCUUUCCGAUGGAGACAAGGAGUUCUUGAUCUGGAUUUAUCCCAUGCCCGAGCCCCGCAGCUCAAGCUUAAGGCAGAGCAGAAAGUUAUCAUCCAGCAAGAGAAGCUCAAGGAAACACCACAAGGGACGCCGAGGCGACGAGCAAGGCCAGGAGGUGAUGUACCGACAAGAGGACCCGUCCAUUACGGAGAGCAAAGGUGUCGACCCUAGGGUCUACGAGCAUGCAUAUUACCAGCCAUAUGGGUACAGCGCUGCUGAUGCUGGAGACUAUACCCAUGAUGACGCCGGUACGGGGGGCAGUGAUGAUCAGCCCUUGGCGGCUGCUGGAUAUGAUUAUCAGUUGUACAAUGGCGAGGCUGGUCCUAGCCAGUGGCAGGGGCCAUACGCGCAGUGA